Molecule: messenger RNA, 330 nt
Organism: Clonostachys rhizophaga
Lineage: Eukaryota; Fungi; Ascomycota; Sordariomycetes; Hypocreales; Bionectriaceae
Source: the annotation of a GenBank genome assembly
AUGCUCUACGUGGAGUUCGAGUCUACUGCGAUCCGGGUGGAUUAUCUGACUGGACUGGGGAUCACAAGCACCUCAUUAAACAGCGUUUCAAUCUCGAUUUUCCAGGCUGAAGAACGUCUCGUCGCCGCGGAUGCCAUGUACGACUUCAGUCUGCAACCAGAACUUCGUAGACUUAUACUCUCCAACAGUGCCAGCGGAAGGAUGGGGAUGCCUAGAGGUAUCUUCGUCGAAGAAGAUAUGGACAUUGGCCAAGUAGAAGAGAUUCGCCCAGAAACCGGAACGAUUAUCAGGUUCUUCGCCAAGCAGGCAAGCCUCGGCCUUUGCACCUAA